UGGCUCUUGAGUGAAGCAGCCAAUGCAUGCUAGUGCCAUAUACGGCAAGAAGCGUUUGGAUCUUUUUUGUGCCGCCUUGCAUCUACCUUACCCCUGAUCUCCAGCGCGACCCAACGCAUGUAGACGUGGAACCUCGCACCCAUGGAGGCAGUUCAAGUAUCUUCAAGGACGGUCGAAUCACAAGCGUGGGCUUGAUGAGGCCAAGCUGUGGGCACAAAGCUGAAGGCAUGCAUCACUGGCAGCCGGAGGACGUCAUCGAGUUGGAGAAUUACCGUGUCGCUGCUUCCAGAUCAGACACCAGCGGAGCGGGCGUCCUCUCGGCCGGCCCGUGGCUCGCCACCCAAUGUCGAGGAAUGAAUCCACCCACCAUGUACUACAGCCGUGGUGUUGGAGGAGGAAUGUCAUCCCCCUGCUCAUUGCAGCAGGGGUGGCAUUGGCGAAGGAAGGAAUGUUUGUGUUGUGCUCGACCAGCUAGCCACACAUCAGGCUGUUGGGUUAUUGGAAUCGAGCGCUGACAUUCCACCGGACUCUUCUCUAUGCGACCUUGAAGUUGUUUCAUUCUUGGUUGGAGGAUGCAUUGUAUGAACAAGCGAUAGAUAGCGAAAGCCACCUGCCCAAGCCGGCUUGCGCACUUUUCACAACUCUAUUUCACGUGUUUGAACAAGCUGGCACUUCAUUGUUGCCAUGGCACAGUGUUUUCACAAAUGUUUUCGGUUUGACUCCUCGGUGCGUUCAGCGUAGCAGCAUGUUUUACUCUAUGGAAGAGUCCGCGCAAUCUGAUUGGAAAAAUGCAGCUAACCCAUCGCGCACGAUCUCCUGGUACCUUGUCGGUAUGUGAAGAAACUUUAACGCAACCACCAGGUACCUGCGGAGGUCUCGAGCCCAACUCAAGCCAACGUGUU
This is a messenger RNA of Durusdinium trenchii, 902 nucleotides long. The record is from the annotation of a GenBank genome assembly. Lineage: Eukaryota; Dinophyceae; Suessiales; Symbiodiniaceae.